GUCAACUUCGCGACAGAUCACGGCGUGCCGGCGGGGUAAACAAGUCAGUUUAAUGAUAAGAAGAGAGUCGCCGCCAACCAGUCGCGCGAGCCCGCCCGCCCAACGCACGUGUGUGAAGUUGCAACAGAUAACAACAAAUAGUUAAAUUCAACCUUAUGGAUAAGCAGUGGGCCGAGAGGCGCGACUAUGAGACACCAUUGGAUUACGUGUACAGAAACAUGGAGAAGGAAUCCACUACGAAGGUUGUAGAGGCCAUGUCUGAAGCCAGGGUUGGGAUGUCUUCAUGGGAGGCCCAUGGGAAUGUGUGGAGUGCUGCUGUGGGGGCAGUAAUUGGGGCUGGAACUGUGCUGCUGAUUGCUGCUGCCAUUUUUAUGUGGAGAAAGCCGAGGAGGCAGGAGUUACCGCUGCUGGCUCCUAUGGAUGUGACGCAUAGCGAGAUGCUGAUACCUAAGGAGCAAUGCCGGGUACAACCAUUAUCUGCUGAAGGGCGGGCGGCCAGCUCGCUGCCGCAUGCCCGGCUAGCCAGGACACCUUCGAUAUCUUCGCAAAGCAGCUUGGACAGCGGGACUUCAAGGGCUACCAGCCACCGAGGAUCCUCACCAGCUAUACGCACAUUUGCUCCUGAUGGACGGACCCUUGAAGCCGGAGCUAGUGGUGUUCCGCGCUCACCAUCGCCCCUCCGCGCGGCUUCACUCGACGUCCGCGCGGCACCGCUCGCACACGGUUCUCUGGCGUCAUUGGCUGAUACUCCGACGCCUUCCAGUCCUAGGCACGCGCCUCCAAGAUGUCUGUCGCCACUUUUGAUGCCGCCAAGACGGAUAGACCGCAGCAACUCGUUAGUGGAAAGCAGCAGUGGUGUCGGUCCACUGAGCCCUGGUGCCAGUGCAGCCAUCAGCUCCCUAGGGGCACUCCAACCGGACCUGUACACGAAGCGAGAGGCUCCUCUGGUGAUAGAGCUGGAAGGUGCAGGGCCCUCGCUCGGCAGAAUCCAUCUGCGCUUGAAGUAUGACUUCGAUCGGUCGGAUUUGGAAGUUCAUCUCAUUGAAGCGCACGAUUUAGCGGGUUACGAAGCCGGGGGUUUCAACGAUCCCUAUGUGCGAGUCACCUUACUGCCUGAAGUGGACACACGGGUUCGUCAGACCCCGGUGCAUCGGAACGAAGCCAACCCCUUCUUUGACCAGCACUUCAAGUUCCCUGUAUCACACGACGAGUUGUCUGAUAAAACGUUGCUGCUGCAAGUUUUUGAUUAUGACAGGUUUUCUCGCAACGAAGUAAUGGGUUCCGCUAAGGUGCCUCUUUCCCGCGUCGAAGUGGCGGGUGGAGCCGAAGUUUGGGCCGAACUUUCCCGAGAGCGGCGUCCACCAGAGGAGUUGCAAGAACUGUUGCUGUCUCUAUCUUACCUGCCUUCGGCUGAACGACUCACUGUCGUCGUGCUGAAGGCCAGGAAUCUAUUGCCACCUCAGGAAGGGAAGGAUGCUUUAGAUGUGUAUGUAAAAGUGUACCUGCUGGUGAACGGCAAACGUGUGAAAAAGAAGAAGACUAACAGAAAAGAGAUCAACAGCCCCGUGUGGAACGAGGCGUUAUCAUUUAGCCUACCGUCUGCUAACCUUCAGGAGGCUUCUAUUGAGGUAUGCGUGGUGAGCGGCGGCGGCAGCGGGCUGGUGGUGGGCUGGUGCUGCGUGGGCGCGGCCGAGCCCGCCGCCGAGGGCCGCCACUGGGCGCAGAUGGCGCACGAGACGCGCAAGGCCGUGGCCAUGUGGCACACCCUCAGAUAGACUGCACAUCCUCUCCCCACACACUCGUCUAGUUUAUCCCGGACCGAUUGGUGCAAAUCUUCUGUAGAAGACGGCCGAUGUUUUGCAAAAUAAUAUCGAUUACAGAAUCGAUUUGGGGAUUAUUCGUUCCAAAUCUGUACACGCGGCGCUGAUAGUUCUCACAUAAAAUUCAAACAUAACGGAUUCAAUCGAUAUCAUUUGGCAAGACCGUGAUAAGGCCCCCUGUUCACUGUUGUCUAGUCAAUGUAGUGACGUCCUAGGUAGGAAGACCAGAUACCAAUAUUUCCUAUUCAUUUUCUGAAGUCAUUCGAGUUUUUGCCUUUCCCUACCUAGUUAUUGCAACCGCCUAGUAUGUUUCUAUAAUAAGAAUGAAGUGCUGAGUGAAAUUCAGGUAUGUAGGAGAUUGGGGUACCUCUUAGUUGACCCAUGCCCUUAAACUUCUUUAUGACGUCACUACUGUACCUACCUACCAUAAAUUACUGUUACUUGUCUGUAUCGACUAUCGUAGACUUUCACUAUAAGAUGCCUAAUCUACAUUGUAAUUAUACUUCGCAGAGCCUAAGUUUGCUCAAAGAAACAGAAACUGUAUCAUACUUUAUCACUGUUAGAAACAAAAAUGUGUCUGAUAUUCAAUAGAUAGUAGCUUCACAAAUUCGUGUUUCGAAUCUUGCAAUACUGUUAUAUUUAAAUGUCACUAGUCAUUUGUAUAAAAUGUUAUUGAUAUGCAGCUCGCUACACGAAGCACUUAGUAGGUGUACUGUUAGCUUUAUCGCUCUUCGAUAAACUGACGAGAAGUCAUGUGAGCGAAUCGUCUGUCUCUGAGAGAAGGUAAUAAAUAAGUGUAAUAUCCCUUUAUCAAGACUUAUACCUUGUAUUACACUCCCUGCCUUCCUAUACUGUCCAGUCUAAACUGUGGGCUCUAUACUAUACUUCCUGAUAUUAUAAUGAAAUUGUAUCAACAAAUGUUUUAAAAAUAUUUAUCUUGUUAAACUUUAUAAAAAUAUAACAGACUAUUUUCGACGUGGUAAAUUAUAUUGAGCUUUUGAAACACCAAACAAAAUCUUAUGAAUUUAUAGAAUUUUAUAUAAGAAAUGUUAAUUUUUGAAAAUAAAUUUUAAUAUCAUUGUCCAAUAGAUGAUGUGAAUAAAUAAAUACGACUAUUUCUAUCUCCUGUACUUAUGUGUGCCCACAGUUGUUCUGUCACAUAACUAGAUAAUAUUAUAAAUACCUACUUAUUAGUACGUAGCCAUUCAAUAGAGUGGCCUCCGUCUGUUCAAGGGUUUUAUGAAUUAUAUCGAAUUUUAUUCCAAAAAUAUACGUACAUAUUUUUAUCUAAGUGUAUGUAUCUGUGUGAAGAGGUAUAUUACUUUUUAUUUUCUUUACAAUGUCUGAAUAAAAUGUCUAUUUGUAAGAUUAAAUGUGGUUUUACUGGUAGAAAUAAAUAAAUAAAAAUACAA
Messenger RNA from Helicoverpa armigera (cotton bollworm), 3232 nucleotides. RefSeq names its product synaptotagmin-5. NCBI's taxonomy places the organism in Eukaryota, Metazoa, Arthropoda, Insecta, Lepidoptera, Noctuidae. Gene Ontology annotation, cellular component: exocytic vesicle; plasma membrane. The coding region runs from base 156 to 1775 and encodes 539 amino acids. Gene Ontology annotation, molecular function: phosphatidylserine binding; calcium-dependent phospholipid binding; calcium ion binding. The record is from RefSeq and is a predicted model, not a curated record. Gene Ontology annotation, biological process: cellular response to calcium ion; regulation of dopamine secretion; calcium-ion regulated exocytosis. The transcript is spliced from 9 exons.